Molecule: messenger RNA, 4668 nt
Organism: Priceomyces carsonii
Lineage: Eukaryota; Fungi; Ascomycota; Pichiomycetes; Serinales; Debaryomycetaceae
Gene: REV3
Product: Rev3p
Exons: 1
Coding region: 1-4668 (1555 amino acids)
Biological process (GO): double-strand break repair via homologous recombination; error-prone translesion synthesis
Cellular component (GO): nucleus; zeta DNA polymerase complex
Molecular function (GO): nucleotide binding; DNA binding; DNA-directed DNA polymerase activity
Source: RefSeq, a predicted model, not a curated record
AUGGAGAAUGACGGAUUCAAGGUACAAAUAAAUGAUUAUGAUAGUUAUCAAUCACCGCCAUCCAAACUAGACCAAUUAUAUGGCCAAGUUCGGCAAGUCCCGAUCAUUCGAAUAUAUGGAUCAGUAGCCAUCGCUGGCGGGUGCUGUAACAUACUAGUUCAUGUUCACAAUUGCUACCCGUAUCUUUACUUGGAAGCUAAAGAAGAAGAUCUUCAUCUUCUUAGCUCUGAAAAGUACAUCUCAAGUAUAGUGGAGUACUUAGAGACAAAGAUCACCAGUUCUUUCAAAAAGGCAAAUGCAAAUGAUGACGAAGAAUCCGAGCUCGACAUGCAAAUAGAAGCAAAUGAGACAACAGAAAGGAGCAGAGCAGAAGUAGGAGAUGAUAGAAGAAAAUAUAUUGCAAAUGUUGUUGUGUGCAAAGGCUUUCCUAUUUACGGUUACUACAUGAAGAGAAAACUUUUUUAUAAGAUAUCUCUAUUAUCGCCUUUGUACAAAACAAGGUUGACCAAACUAAUACACGACAAAGAAAUAUCUUUUGAAAGUGUUAGAUUGAAAUUUGGUGCUCAUACUUCAUCAUCUUCCUCUUAUGUUUUUGAAUCGCAUUUGCAAUAUUUAAUGCAAUUUAUGACUGACUUUAAUUUGUUUGGUUGUGCGUGGCUUGAGAUAAACGAUUUUCACUUUAGAUCACCGAUAGUUUGUAGAACGGUCACUUCAGACUUCAAGGAAUCUUUAAAGUCUUAUGUUCGCUGCGAUAACGUUCUACGUGAAAAGGAGUUCACAAGGAUUGGCACUUCUUUGCUAGAAAUUGACGUAUCAACUAAGAAUAUUACAAAUAGAGAUCUCUUGAAGGAACGAGAUAUUCAUAGUGGACUUUUUGAACUUAAUAAAUUUAAAAAUGGUAUUUUCGACCAUGAAGUUUACUUAUCGUCAGUACACCAUGUCUACGAGGACUUGAAGUAUCAAUGCGAGUCCAGAAAUUUAAGUAUGGUAGAUUCUCAAGGCUUACAUGACAUGUAUCAAGGGAUGGGGGAAACGAAGUGGAGUAACCAAUCUGCUUUGAAUGAUUUGCUACAAUACGUAGUUACAUUGAACAAGCAAAAUAUGAAGAAAGAUGCAACUUUCAAGGAAGAGAUUGAUUCAUACAGUACAAUACCAACAUGUUUUGAAGUGGUCGAUGUUCAAAAGUACAAGAAAAGCUCAUUUCCAAUGGGAAGACGAGAAUUGUAUGUUUGGAAUCUUUACGAAGAAUUAUUUACUGAUAAUAGUCCAAGUGACGUGUCCACGGAAAAGCAUUACCAAUUUCCUCCAGAAAUAAGCUUUAACAGCACCUUCACUCAGUCGAACGACGAGAUGGAUGAUGACCAAAUUGAGGUUAUCAACGAUUCUAAUCAUGAAAUAAAAGAAAUAGACGCAGACUCAGACCCAAAGUUAGAAAUUAUUCUGGACUCGUUUACUUCCAAGUCACUUCCAAAAAACACUGUUAUUGAGUCAGCUGAUGAUAUUUCACUGCAUUUGAUCUCUGGGAAUGAUGGAAUUGAUGAGAGCAUGAUAUUUGAAAUGACUCAGAGGCAAAAUAAGAAAAGGUCAUUUUCAGAUGUGAGCGAGCUGGAAAUUGAUUCGAUACAAGUUUCUUCAACACCACUAUCCCAGAAUUCCGGUAUUAAAGGCUAUUCAACCCAACUUUGUGCAUAUGAGCUUAUAACUGAUUUAAAUCUUCAAAGGGAUAAUAUUUACACUUAUUUUGACCAAAAAGGUCUUCUUAGAGUAAACUACAAAGACCCAUCCUAUGAAAGGGAGUCAGAUAUGCCUAGUAAAUCUAUGGUGUUUGCUAACAGACGUAUCUCAGUGCAGUGUUUCAAUGAUGAUACGCUUCCUUGGUUAGAGUUCUCAAAACGUAUUAAGGAUACACUAGCUAUUGAAAAUAAAGACAAUUCAUAUAAUUUGGAAAAUUGGCAGUAUGCUAUGGCCCCUCCUCUGAAAGAUGAAAUUUUAGCUUGGAUACGAAGCGAAGAGGCUGUUGAAAUGAAGAAGAGAGAGAAAUACAGAUCUCAAAUUGAGCCCCCCCUUUCUAUCGAACGCUUUAAAUUUUCAUAUUGUUCAGCAAAAGUGAAGAGAAGACCAGACGGAUAUUUCAAUUUGAGUAACUUUUAUUUGGAAAUACAUUCAAAGACUAGAAAUGAUUUACUUCCGAACCCGUUAACAGAUCCAAUAUCAGCAAUAUUUUUCUUAUUUGAUGAUACGAACAAUAUGUUCAGCAGCUUGAAAUUAAAAAAUGGUAUUCUAUGCUUAAAAGAUUGCCUCAGUGAAAAGCACCCUAACUUUAAUACUUCGAAUGUUCUAAAUGAUUGUGAGGUUUUUGAAACUUUUGACAAUGAGUCUGAGAUGAUAGAUCGUUUAGUGGGAAUAGUGGAAAUAUUGGAUCCCGAUAUCCUCUCUGGCUAUGAAAUAAAUGCUUCAUCAUGGGGAUAUAUCAUUGAAAGGUUUAAGCACGUUCAUGAGAUAAAUAUGCUAGCAAGAUUGAGUCGCUGUAUAUCCAGAAGCAAUGGGACAUUUGGGGACAGGUGGGGUUAUACUCAUACUUCGUCCAUCAAAAUUAAUGGGAGACAUAUGUUGAAUAUAUGGCGACUUAUCAAAUCUGAUUUGAGCUUGACUGAUUAUUCAUUGGAGAAUGUAUCAUAUCACUUAUUACAUCAGUCAAUACCUAAAUAUGCUAAUAAGAAACUAAGUGAAUGGUUACUGAGUAAUGAUUACAUGAAACGUAAUUUGUUUUUCAAGUAUUAUUUGUGCAGAGUGCAAUCUGAAAUAAAAAUUGUGGAAAUUCAAGAGUAUGUUACCAGAAAUGUCGAAUUCUCUCGUUUAAUUGGUAUUGAUUUUAAUUCUAACUUUUAUAGAGGGUCUCAGUUCAAAGUUGAGUCUAUUUUGUCACGAAUAUGUAAGCAAGAAAACUUGCUAUUGAAUGCUCCAUCAAAAAAACAAGUCCACGUUAUGAGACCCUUGGAGUGUAUACCUCUAGUUAUGGAGCCUAAUUCUAGUUUUUACAAGUCACCUUUACUAGUGCUUGAUUUUCAAUCGCUAUAUCCAUCCACAAUGAUAGCUUAUAAUUAUUGUUAUUCAACGUUGUUGGGCAAAUUAAAUAACUUCAAGAAUAAUAAGAAUCAUAUUGGUUAUGUUAAGAACUUGAGCUUACCUCCUGGUUUAGUAGAGUUUCUUGUCAAAGAAAAUGCAGUUAACGUAUCUCCAAAUGGCUUUAUGUUUGUAAAAAGAUCAGUGAGAAAAUCAAUAUUAUCGAAGAUGUUAAGAGAGAUUCUUGACAUUCGUUUUCAAGUAAAAUCAGUAAUGAAGAUUUUGGAAGAUGAUAAAGAAUUGAAAAAGUUACAAAAUUCGAGACAGUUAGCGCUUAAGUUGAUAGCAAAUGUGACAUAUGGUUACACAUCUGCAACAUUCAGCGGUAGGAUGCCAAAUUCUGAUAUUGCGGAUGCUAUUGUGUCUACUGCUAGGGAAAUAUUAACUCAAUCAAUAGAGCUUAUAGAAAGUAGUGGGGUAGGUGCAAAAGUUGUUUAUGGAGAUACUGAUUCGCUUUUCGUAUAUUUACCAGGAAAAUCAAGAAAUGACGCAUUCAAAAUAGGAAAUCAACUUUGCCUGAGAAUAAGCAAAGCGUUUCCCGACCCCAUUACCUUGAAAUUUGAGAAAGUUUAUCAUCCGUGCUUAUUAUUGAGUAAAAAGAGAUAUGUUGGCUAUAGCUUUGAAAAUCAAUAUCAACGUGAGCCUAAAUUUGAUGCGAAGGGAAUAGAGACUAUUAGAAGAGAUGGCAUUCCUGCUCAACAGAAGAUAGUUGAAAAAGCUCUUCGUAUAUUGUUUGAUACCAAGAAUUUGACCAAAGUAAAGUGUUACGUAUUGGAACAAUUUCAAAAGAUAAUAAUGAACAAAGUCCCAUUGAAUGACUUUUGUUUCGCUAAGGAAGUGAGAUAUGGCACGUACAAAAAUGAAGCUUAUUUACCUCCAGGAGCUAUUGUUGCUAAAAGAAGAAUUCUUCAUGAUGCUAGAAGUGAGCCACAAUAUAGGGAGAGGGUACCUUACGUUGUCAUUAGAAACUCAGAGAAACCUAGAAUUAAGGAUAGAAGUGUAUCUCCAGAAGAAUACAUAAAGUCGUAUGAUACAGCAAUGCCAAUGGUGUUAGAUUAUGAAUACUACAUUACUAAGGUCUUGAUUCCUCCUCUUGAAAGAUUAUUUAAUUUAAUUGGUGUUAAUAUCAAAAGCUGGUACGACGAGCUUCCCAAAAUGAGCACUAUUUCGCUUGAUAAGGCAAGUACGUUUAAUGCGUUGCAAUCAUUAAAUUCAAACAAUUGCUUGUACUGUGGGUCUCAUUUGGAGCCUCGCAGUGUAAGAAAGUUAUGCAAAUCAUGUAUUGAGCUGAAGUCGCUUCUAAUUUCAAAACUGUUUUCCAAGCUUAAAGAGCAUGCCGCAAAAUUUCAAAGUCUUGAACACUCCUGUGGAACUUGCAAUAAUGCCAACUUUGGUAUAGUGGGAAAUAGAACAGUUGAAAAAAACAUUUCUGCAGACUGUAUAAAUAAAUGCUGUAUCAUAUAUUGGAAUAAAUUCAGGGCAAAAAAUGAGUCUCAUGCAAUGUUUCAGAAGAAUUCUGAAAUAUUAGAGCAACUAGAUUGGUGA